Molecule: messenger RNA, 675 nt
Organism: Pleurotus ostreatus (oyster mushroom)
Lineage: Eukaryota; Fungi; Basidiomycota; Agaricomycetes; Agaricales; Pleurotaceae
Gene: MTQ2
Product: S-adenosylmethionine-dependent methyltransferase
Exons: 6
Coding region: 1-675 (224 amino acids)
Biological process (GO): methylation
Cellular component (GO): eRF1 methyltransferase complex
Molecular function (GO): S-adenosylmethionine-dependent methyltransferase activity; protein methyltransferase activity; nucleic acid binding
Source: RefSeq, a predicted model, not a curated record
AUGAUCCCAACGCCAAACCUCUCCCAUCUCACCGCGAAGGACUUCGAACGUGUGUACGAGCCAGCUGAGGAUACAUUUCUACUGCUCGAUGCAUUGGAGAACGAUGCAGAGGACCUCAAGAGUUCACGGCCCUUGAUAUGCUUGGAAAUCGGUUCGGGAUCAGGUUGUGUCUCGGCUUUUAUUGGGACCAUACUGGGACCGUCGUCGGCACUGUAUCUCUGUACCGAUAUUAACACACAUGCGUGCCAGUGCACUGUUGCAACAGGACGACAAAAUAAAGUUUGUCUGGAGUCCGUUGGCACAUACUUGGAUCGUUCGCUGCACACACGUUUGAAGCAUCGCGUCGACCUCCUAAUCUUCAAUCCGCCAUAUGUACCCACUGAUUCUGUGGAAGCAGAAUCUGCACAAUCCUCACCAGCGAUCGCAAGCGCUUGGGCAGGAGGGAUCAAUGGCAUGGAGCUCACGAACACCUUCCUGAAGCUUGCACCUGAACUACUCGCUCCACAAGGACGAUUUUAUCUGGUCGCGGUCAAAGAGAACAACAUUCCAAGAAUACUGGCUGCCAUGCUGAAUGAGCACGACCUAGCAGGCAAGGUUGUUCUCCAACGGCGAGCAGGCCGCGAGCACUUACACAUUUUACGAUUUGAGAAACAAGGCUCGCAAGUGCAAACAUGA